GAAGCCUCAGCACAGCCAGGAAUCCUCAACUUCGCCGGCGGCGCUUUCUACUCGUGCUUGAAGUUUAUGGCCUAUCAAGUGAGAGCACUGCAUCUAAAGCCUUGUUUAUCAAUAUUGGAGAAUGAAGUCUCAGAAGUUUCAUAUAUAACCCUUGCAACUUAUGCAGUCCUGAGGUGGAGCAGAAAACCUAAUUUAAGUGGAGCAACUUCAAGGAUUGGCUUAAAGUCUGCCUCUUAUCCCAAAACGAGGAUGCAGUCUUUCAUAACAAUGGUGAACUAUUGGAAAGCUGGUGUGUGCUUAGGUCUUUUUGUGGAUGCUUUUAAACUAGGUAGUUAAAAAUCUCAAUUCACAAUAAUCUAUUUAACCUCUGUUGUUAUAUCAUGAAUGAAUGCUGAUAAAUAUCAAGCAUUCAGAAAAUGAGCAAAGCUUGUGAUAUUCUUUGUCUAUGAUUUUUUUUGAAUUAAGGGUUCUUGUAGUG
Molecule: messenger RNA, 478 nt
Organism: Rubroshorea leprosula
Lineage: Eukaryota; Viridiplantae; Streptophyta; Magnoliopsida; Malvales; Dipterocarpaceae
Source: the annotation of a GenBank genome assembly